CUUUCCACCCCAAAGUCACACACAGUGCGCUUGGGCCGCCUGUGGUCAGCCAGGCAGCUGUCACAUAAGAAGAACUAAACUGGAAACCGGCCAAGUAAGCAUUGUACUACGUUUCUACCAUUGCUCACACUGAAUUAAAAAAGCUAACAAUAUGGACGACACUUUUAUAUUCUUUGAAACACCAUGUGUGAAUUCAAGCGCCCCAGUCAUCCUUCCAUUCAUAACUGGCGGGGUUUCAGCGCUUCUAUGUCUCAUCACUGUGCCGGGAAAUCUUAUCGUGGUUAUGGCAGUGUUCAUUGAUCCGAACAGAGACUUACGUUCUCCGUUCAUGUACUUGGUGGCGAAUCUUGCGAUGGCGGACUUGUUAGUGGGUCUUGUGACAGAACCAGUUUCAGCCUAUUACCACAUAAAAAACGCUCUUGGAGCGAUCGACUAUGACGUUCUCAGUACUGCUGUCCACAUGCCUUUCUUUAUUUCGUGCACGGCUUCUGUUCUGAGUCUGGCCGCCCUCACAGUGGAUCGUUACGUCGCCAUAACAGCACCAUUUCGAUACAGAGCAAACUUGAGUCCUUUGCGGGCUCUAUUUGCCUGUGUUAUGGUUUGGACGAUUUCACUGACCUUUCCUUUUGCGUAUCUGUACUUGGGUUUCUUUAGCUACGCAUUUCUAUUCGCAAAUACUGCAGUCGUGUUGACUUUCCUAGUUCUACUAUUUGCUUAUGUGCGUAUUUACAAGAUAUUUCGUCGUCAAGUUCGUGAAUGGGACAGUUUACAUGACAGCACAGAGGAUAAUCGCGCUAAGAAAAUCAGAAUGCGCUGGGAGCAAAAGAUAACCAAGACAUUACUUAUCAUGUUAGUGUUGUUCAUUUGCUGUUAUCUGCCUGCAUGUGCCGGCAUAUAUAUCAUCAACUUAUGCUCCACAUGCAACUGUGACCUUGUGUUGUACUCGCGUGACGUUCAGUUUCUACUCAUUAUAGCAAACAGUUCUAUGAACCCGUUUGUGUAUUCAUGGCGUCUGAACAACUGCAAGAGAGCUUUUCUUUGGAUUGUUACAUGGGGAAGAAAGGGAAGAAAGACCAACGGGAAAGCUUCGUUCGAAAUGCAGACCAUGAGACGACUCUCGACACGGGCCCGAUCAGAGACACUAGCUAAACUGUAGUACAAUAGUAGCUUCCAUUACUGAUUAAACAACUAUUAACAUAGUAGACCACGAGAUAGAUCAUGAAAUGUCCAUUUAUUUUCUGCGCUCGAAUAUCGUUCCACCGUCUUGCUUUAUAGUUAAAUAUUUGGCUAGAUGACUGAGGUGAUCGAGAGUCAUGAAACUUGCUUGGGUAGGAGGGUGACUAGGAGUAAAUAUAUAGUCUCCUCGUCGUUGCUUACGCGCGGUGCGUAGCAAUAGCUAACUUUUCCUUUUGUGGUUUCUCUCAACUAAAAUACGUCUAAAAAUCACUGAUGAUUUGCGGCCCUUCAAUCGAACUAGACAAAUUGUUUUGAGGGAAAAAUUCUACUUUUAGGUUAGUUGUAAGAAGCACACGAAUGAAAAGCGGACUGUUGGAGGAUGGCCACACAAGGGGGCUGUUCAAGAGAUACACUCUAUUUCCCCUGUUUUUAUUUUUGGUCGGAGACCCUCUCUUUCUUCGUACUGUUAAAACAUUUGACAUUUUUAUUUUGCUUUUCAAAAAUUAAAGGACUCCCUGAUUAAAU
Stylophora pistillata is the source of this 1701-nucleotide messenger RNA. RefSeq names its product histamine H2 receptor. Lineage: Eukaryota; Metazoa; Cnidaria; Anthozoa; Scleractinia; Pocilloporidae. Gene Ontology annotation, cellular component: plasma membrane. Gene Ontology annotation, biological process: G protein-coupled receptor signaling pathway. Gene Ontology annotation, molecular function: G protein-coupled receptor activity. The record is from RefSeq and is a predicted model, not a curated record.